Messenger RNA from Stegodyphus dumicola, 4126 nucleotides. RefSeq names its product furin-like protease 2 (gene Fur2). Lineage: Eukaryota; Metazoa; Arthropoda; Arachnida; Araneae; Eresidae. Gene Ontology annotation, molecular function: serine-type endopeptidase activity. Gene Ontology annotation, cellular component: trans-Golgi network; Golgi membrane. Gene Ontology annotation, biological process: protein processing. The record is from RefSeq and is a predicted model, not a curated record.
AUUUAGGGUAGAGGCGGUCUUGGAUCAAUAUUUGUAUGGGCAUCCGGUAAUGGUGGAAGGCAUAGUGAUAGCUGCAAUUGUGAUGGUUACACCAAUUCAAUUUAUACUAUAUCUGUAAGUAGUGCAACCCAAAGUGGUUUGAUGCCAUGGUACCUGGAACAGUGUUCAUCUACGCUGGCAACAACAUAUAGCAGUGGAGCUUCUAGUAGAGAUCAAAAUAUAGUUACAGUUGAUGUUGAUUAUUCGUACUUCAAUGAUUUUCGGAGAGGGCGAAAACCCAAUACUUCCAAUUUAUGUACAAGAGGCCAUACUGGAACAUCUGCAUCUGCGCCAAUAGCUGCUGCAAUUUGUGCUCUUGCUCUUGAAGCUAACCCAAAACUUACUUGGAGAGAUAUGCAAUAUUUAAUUGUUUUGACUUCAAGAUAUGAACCUUUGUCUAAAGAAGAUGGUUGGGUUACAAAUGCUGUGGGAAGAAAAAUUAGCACAAAGUUUGGAUAUGGUUUAAUGGAUGCUGUUGCCAUGGUGAAAUUAGCGAAAUCAUGGAAAACUUUACCUAAACAACAUAUUUGUUAUUCACUUCCAGAUACUGUAGAAAGAAUUAUACCUGCUGGUCACGGAGAGAAACUUGAAGCAAGCAUGAAUACCUCUUGCAAAAAUUCAAAGAACCCUGUUAUGUUCCUAGAGCAUGUGCAAGUGAAAAUAACUCUUACUUUUCAUCCUCGGGGAAAUUUACGUAUAAUUUUGAUUUCUCCUUCUGGAACCCCUUCAGACAUUUUACUUCCAAGGCCUCGUGAUAAGCAGGAAGGAAGCUUCAAAGAUUGGCCUUUUAUGUCUGUUCAUUUCUGGGGAGAAAAUCCUGAUGGAAACUGGAAACUUGUCAUAGUUAAUGAUGGAAACCUAGUAACAAACAUACCAGGGAAGCUUACAAACUGGUCGUUUGUGUUCUAUGGCACUGAAGAGAUGCCUUUCUAUCUCUCACGUCUGAAGGAGCCUAAAAAGUUGUUGCACACUUCAAAACAAGAACAUGCUCAUCUUAUUCGUGGUGUCGAUCAAUUCACAGAAUUUAUAUCGAAUCAUUGUUUGAAUGAGAAGAAGUUCCUGAUCACUGUUGAUGGAGAAAAGGACUGUACCAACAAAUGCCCCGUGGGAUAUUACAGUGAUCAUAAGUAUUACAUUUGCCGUAUGUGUGACAAAUCUUGCUUAUCAUGCUAUGGUCCUUCAUACAACAACUGUUUGUCAUGCCCUAAUGGGUUUUUUUAUGAUAAUCUCAAACAUCAGUGUCUGCCUUGUAUUUCAUCUUGUGAAACUUGUCAUGUUUCUCGUGAACUAUGUGAAACCUGUAAACCUGGAUUACUUCUUUAUCAGCAGACGUGCUGGUCAGCCUGUCCUGUUGGAACAUACAGGGAGCAAAAUGUAUGUAAGAAAUGUCACGAAGCAUGUGAAUCAUGUUAUGGCCCUCUUCAUUUUAACUGUCUGAGCUGCUCUGGAUACUUUUUAUUCAAUGGUACUUGUCAGCCAAAGUGCCCUAGUCGUUUUUAUGCUAACAGUGAUUACAAAUGCAAUAGGUGUCAUAGAUCCUGUGAAAUAUGUAAUGAUAAUAUUACAUGCAUUGAGUGUUCUUUUACUUGGGAAUUUGAUGCAUCAAAUAAAUGUGUAUUGAAUUCUUGCAAAAAAGGAUGGUAUAAUCAGGAUUCUAAAAGUUGUGAUGCUUGUUACCCACAUUGUCAACAGUGUAUUGGACCAAGCAUUCAGGAUUGUAUAUAUUGUGAAACAAAAUAUUUAUGGCUUGAAGGUCAGUGUGUAAGAUCAUGCCCUGAUGGAUUCUUUGCUAAGAAUGGUGGUUGCACUCCAUGCAUUGAAAUGUGUUCUAAAUGCAAAAAUGAGAAAAAUAACUGCAUAGCUUGCAAGCAUGAUCUUUUGUUAUACCAUGGAUCUUGUGUUGCCUCUUGUCCUUCUGGGUAUUUUAAUAACGGCAGAGGCAGGUGUGAAGCGUGCGAUUCUACAUGUCUGCUUUGUACUGGUGGAUCAAAUUUGAAUUGUACUACUUGUCCAAUGGGCCUGUAUCUUGUUCAUAAUAGUUGUCAAAUUAAAUGUCCAGAUGGCUACUUUUCUGUGGUGAAUGAAGAUUACAGUGAAUGUUUGCCUUGUCAUUAUACAUGCAAAACUUGUACAGAUUAUGGACCAACUUAUUGUGUUAGUUGUUAUGACAAUGCAUCAUACUCAAACGGAAUAUGUUUGCCCUGCUCUGAUGGAGAGUUCUAUAAUAGAAUUACCAAAGAAUGUGAAAAAUGUGAUGAUAAGUGCUCCCAGUGUUUUGGUCCCUUUGAAAACACAUGUUUGUCAUGCCCGAUGCCACUUCGACUUGAUGAAGUAAAGCACACCUGUUUACCCUGCUGUGAUGCAUCAUUGGUAGGCUCCGAAUGUUGUACUUGCAGUCAAGACUUAGGUAUAUGUAUAACUUCUGAUCAUCCACGGAGCAUUGAUGUAAAUUUUAUAGAAUAUGAUUCGGAAGAAGUUGUAAUUCCUCUUAAACAUAUUGUGCCGAUUGUGAUAACUAUUUGUAUAUCUGUAGUUUUGUUAUUUGUUUUACUGUUUGGAAUUCUUCAAGCUUAUUCAGUAGGGUGCUUUCGUUUUAACAUUAAAGGACAGCAUUAUGAGUUAGUACCUAAUCACAAUACUGCAAAGUUUGAAGCAGAAAUGGAAAAAAUUUCUCUUACUCAAGAUGACUUGGAAGAUGAGGAUGAAAUUUAUGAGAAAGUUUAGCAACUAUAAAUAUAAUUUGUGCCUGAUGAUCAAAUAGUGUUGUCUUUCAUCACAGUAUCAUAAACUUGACUUUGGAACUAAGAUGAAAUCAGAGCUUCAAGUGUAUAAUUUUUUUUAUUAGUUACAUGUUGAAUGUAUCUUAUUUUUGUUAUUCUGUUCAGUUAAAGUAUGCAUGAACUACUUACUCACUAUUGCUGUUCAUGAAAUUUAUUGUCCUGUAUUUUGCUUGUCUUAUAAUACAUUCCCUUCUUAAAAUUUCAAUAUGCCAGUGUCAUAAAAGUAAUUGUUAUUCACCAUAUAAUUCAGUAAUAAAUUAAACAGAAUAUUUAAUCUGAGUAAAUAAUCAUAUCAGAAACAUUUAGUUUUAAAAGUUAUGAAAUGAAACAUUUUUUAUUGCAAAUGCAUUGCAAAGUUUGAACUGAGAUUCUGCAAUUUUAAUACUGUAAUUAUAUUUAGUUUGUUUCUGAGUUGUUGAGUCCAUAUUUCAUGGAAGAAUGUUUACCAGAGCCUCAAGGAGGUUGGAUUUCUACUUCCACCCCAGUGUUGAGAGAGAGCACCCUGGGGGAUGGUUUGAGGAUCUCCCACUCCUCUCACCUACAACUAUGCCGCAAAGACACUAUACAUUUACACACUUCUCUGCCUUCUGCGGGAUUUGAACCUGAGCCCUACGGUACAGAAGUCACUAACACUACCCUGUCUGGGCAAAAAUUAUAUUUAGUGAGAUAUAUUUUUAAAAAUUAUUUCUGAUGGUACCUGCGCAUAAUACAUCUUAUUAUUUCAUGAUAUUUAUUAUACUUACAUAAUGUGCUUCAGAAGUAAUAGAAAGAAUAUUUUAUCACUUAUGUAAAGAAUUCUAUAUUUGUUAUGUUUUGUUUAAAAGUGAAAUAUUUUUACAAAUGUCUGUAUUGUCUGGCAGUAUUUAUUCAAAAUUGAAAUAAAUGUAUUACAUCAAAGUGUUUCAAAACUUCAAGCUUAUGAAAAUCGACUAUCCAGUUUAUGAUAGUUCUGUCUUUUACCAACAUGAGAAAGUAUUCAAGUGAUCACAGUUUGAAAAACUUCAGUAAAAAUUAUUUCUAUUGUAGUGUUCAAACAGAUUUCACUCUUUUCUUUAUGUGUUUUAAAUCCUAAAACGUGAUAUAAUACAUAUCAUACUUCAAGAUUAAAAACUCAAAUACAUAACAAGUGAAAUCUGCUUUGCACUGAAAAUCUUUUUAAUUAUUAUACUUUUGAUACAAGUUAAAAAUUGUGAUUUCUUCAUAAUUAUUACUCUCUUACUCACUGCUAGUUUGUAAGUUCAUACAUAAAAGAGCACAAAAGUGAGAACGAAGAUAUGUAUUUUCACUCAAUAUUGUUUUAUGGAAAA